Messenger RNA from Physella acuta, 3824 nucleotides. RefSeq names its product DDB1- and CUL4-associated factor 15. Gene Ontology annotation, biological process: protein ubiquitination. Gene Ontology annotation, cellular component: Cul4-RING E3 ubiquitin ligase complex. The record is from RefSeq and is a predicted model, not a curated record. Lineage: Eukaryota; Metazoa; Mollusca; Gastropoda; Physidae.
CAUUUAAUAACAAUGGCCGUCAGCCUCAUUAAAAAACUGUCCACGAGAGAAUUAACAGGUCGUUUUAGCCUCCGUAAAUCAGAAUCUCAGUGGAAACCCUUUUCUAAAAUACCUGGACGAUUAUGCUAUAGACUGAAAUACUUGGUUCCAUCAUGUGUGCUAGAUGAAGGGUAUGUGUUUCUAGGUUUCAGUAAGUCUGGACAGUUUGUAAUAUCCUACUCUUUACAAAUAGAUGCAGAUGAGCACUCAUUAUACCCCGAUCAUGUUUACAGACUACAGUGGUGGCUCUUUAUUCCAUGCAAAAGAUUACAAUUGGUAUCUGAAGUUCGACUGUUUGGUGAAGACAAUAUUUUUCACUCUUUGUUUAUUGCCUAUUGUGAAUGGCCUGAAGACAGAACCAAAAUUACCAUUUACGGCCAUAGCACACCACCUGCUGGAGAAGAUGGCUGUCAGUGUUAUCUGACUGUGACUGCAGUGCCAUCACUUGGGGAAUGUCAUGACUGUCAAAUGCGAUCACAUGUUGUUGCGCAAGUCCCUUCUAUACAGCAGUGCCUUCGUCACAGUUUCUGUGUGCACUCCAAAUUUGAGCUGGCACCGCCUUUCCCCUUUUUCUCACCCAGGGUGCAGUUGCGUGUUGAUGGUAUAGCAGUUCUGAACACUGGAGACUCAAUUGUUGCAUUACAGGUUGAUACCCAGCUCCCACUGAACAGUUUUGACACCGAGGGCCGUCUGGCUAUGGAUCAAGAGGAAAUCCAGUCCAAAGCUGGUUUAGAGAAAGUGAUCCUUGGGGCAGAUCUCUCCAUCUUUGGCACAGUGAGCACAUACUUCACAGAACAAGAGGAACCCUGUCAAGAUCUCAGCCCCAAACAUCGAAACAGUUCUGACUCUCCUCUUUUAAUCGAAGAGGAGGGGGAGAAUUUUUACUCUGCUGACAUAUCCGAGCACAGCGACACAGAUCAGAGUGAAUCAAAAUCCACAAAAUCCAGCUGUGAUAGGUCCCGGCCGUCAUGUGACAAAUGUUUAUUUGGGGCGGGCGGGAACCCUAAGCCUGGCUCAAACUGCGGCUGUUCCCUUGUUUCUAGCCACCGGCCAGCAUUACGAACAAAAAACCUGAGCAACAGUAACAACGAAACAGCAUUGCCAGUUAAGACUAGUUCCAGUCACUGCCACCCUAGUCAUGAAUGCCUUUCUCCAAAGUCACCCAGGUCCCCGAAAAGCUCGGGUUGUACAGACUCAGCCAACAGAGUGUCACUUCUCUUUGGCCCAUCUAAUUCCAGUAACAUAAACCAUGUUUCCAGUAGCAUAUCUGUGAUGACUGGGCCGCAGCCCAAUGAAAGGUUAGCAGAGCUGGCUCAGGCAGCGGAAAAUAUUAUGUCACCUCCACCACCAGUUGUUCAAGUCCAAAGCCCCAGCAUUGAAAUCAGUAGCAACAGAAGUCAAACCGACCUGGAAGAUUUGUCGUCCAUACGCUUGUCAUCCCAGCGCUCUUUCUUCUCCCCCAGCAGCAGUGCUGCGUCUGACUGCCAGUCUCAGAGCUCAGAAAGUGUCAUAGUUCACACCACACACACCCGCACCGUCACAUUCUCAGUGCGCAGGUUCUCCACAUGUAACCAGGAGGCUGAGGCUGAGUCCCCCACACCAGCUGAAGAUGAUUAUGACCUGGCAUAUAAAAGUAUUUUGCCUGUGCAAGUGGUUUGGAAUAAAAUGCCUUUGAACAUUAUCAGAACUGUUAGAAGUGAUAUGUCUUUGAUUACUGUACUACAGAUGACAUUUGAUAUUGAGCACUAUAUGGUUGAAGCCAUUAGACAUGAUGCUGACUGGAGCCAACGUUACGUGGCAUUUUGGAACUAUGAUCUCCAGAUUUUAGAUGUGUGUCCAAACAGUCAAAGUGUGUAUGGUACAGUAUAUGCAUUGAUACGAGCCAAAGAUACAUUAGACAGGAGUAAAAUGAGUCGUAUGAUGGUGAAAUUAUAUCAAACACAGUUUACCUUUGUCUUCAACUUAUGUACAGGGUUGUAUUCCACACUUUUUAUUGAACCUUUAUCUGAGGUGGAUGAAAGAAUACUAAGGGGUCGAGACUGGAACUCACCAGGGAGUAAAGAAUGUUGUCUUUUACGCCGCAAAGCAGCUGUUCCUCAGUCAUUUUAUACAAGUGUUCAUGUCCUUUCCAAUGAAGCUGUGUUUAAAGAUAAGUCAUUGUCAAUGCUGGUUGCACCAUAUCAGUACACUGCCAUCAUGUUGUGAAUGGAGAAAAUAUUCUGGCUUUACAAGUAACAAGAAGUUUGGUGCUCAGCAAUUAACCAAAUGUAGUAUAGCUAGUUUGGCUGAGAACUUCAACCUUUAAAAAAUCGCUAAGCCUUACUUUAGUACAACUCAGAGGAUUAAAUUAUUAUUGUUUAUCUGCGCUGUACAAAUAUUUGGGUAUUGCUCAUCAGUAAGAUCGGGAAAUAUUAAAUAACACUGUUCAGAAUAGAUAAAAGUUUUUACAUGUAGAAAAAUUUAAAUAAUAAUGCGAAGUGCAUGUUGUUAUUGAUUCAUUUUAAAAAAAAUAUCCCAAUAAAUGAUUAAAUUCUCUUAGUAUCACUGCUGAAGUUAAUUUAUUAUAAACAAUUGAAUCUCUAAGCUUGUAGAUGCUUUACCUUUUACUUGUAACAUUUUGUGUGUGCAGGGCUAUGCUCAACAGUUUGUUUAAAUAUAAUGGCUUGGAGCAAGAAAAAAUAUAAACACAUUUUAAUAUUUUAAAGUAUGUCUUUGAAUUUUUACAGUUAAGCUCUAAAUUUAAAGUACACCAGUAAGUAAAAAUGUUUUUUUUUCUAUAUUGGGGUAAAUACUACUUUUUUUAAAUUAGCAUUUCCUUCUAAUAUAUUAUAACAAAGAACAAAGUAGUGCGGCUGAUGGAUGUUUGGUCUUAUGAUCUAAAAAAUUUUUUCCAUUCAUAGACUUAUCAAAAACCACUCAUAUCAUUUUACUAUCACACAUUAUAUUAUCUACAUUAUGUUUUAGUAUGUCACCUUGAUUGUAAAGAACAAGUGACAUCAGUUCUGACAUCAAUUCACUGUUAAGUACAGAUCAUUACUUCCCCUUACAAUUAUUUCUCAUUACCUCCCCUCACAAAUAUUUGACACACCUCUUGACUGUGUAGCACAAUAACCUUUAAUGUAGACUUUUUUAAGAAUCACUGAAUGGAUCUCACUAUUACAUUUUUUAAUGUUGAUGUAUUAAAAUAAACACUGCUUUGUAACUUGGUGAUACAUUAAAACUUUGAUGUACUGUAGACUUUCAUUUGUAAUGUUCAGUAGUUAAAUUGUAGUAUGUGAUUUGGGGAUGCGUAUACAUACAAAAUUUUGAAUGGAGCUAUUCCUUAAGGUAGUUUAUUUUUACAUACACUUUUUCUUUGUUUCAAGGGCUUCUAGGCUCAUGAUUUCAUAGGUAACAUUUUGACAUGAAAUCUGUUAUGUGACUUUAAAAAUUCAGCUUUUACCUAGUAAGGAUAAAUAGCAGAGACCUCUCAAUAUUUGUUUAAAUACUAUUUAUAAUGUAAUUGAUUACAAUAAUAAUCAUACACUCAUUUGUGGAUUUAACUGAAGCAGCAAACCUGUAGUAUCAAAAUUAUUGAAAGAAUGAGUUGGGGAAAAUGUUGAAAUUCAGUAUUUUAUCUGUCAUUUAUUUUAAGGAAUGUGAAUAAAUGAACAACUAAUUUACAAUCUGCUCGUAAGAUUUUUCAAAAAUAAUAAAUGAAGGUAUAAUUUUGUUUAUAUUCAUCCCACAUGAGGUUUGAACAAUAAUUUUAUUUUUAAACUAAUUUUUUCAUUUUUUUUUUGUUU